GAAUUAUAUUCAUGCGCCCGUAUGUGAUAUAAACCGAAGUGGAGAAAAGAGGAUUGUUAAAAUUUGCAUCAUUAAAACAAUGAUGGCAUUAAAAAUGUUGCGAGUUUGUAGGGGGUCGAUAUUAUCGGGUUGCAAAACUUGUACCGUAAGGAUAGGGAGAGAAGAGUUGGCUAAUGGGCUAAAAUAUUUUAGCACAAGGAUCAACGAGGGUGAGCCUGAUACGAUUUGUGAAAUAGUCAAAUAUUGGAGUAACCGGUUUGAAAAUGAGGGUAUUUCAGAACCUGUUGAAUCAAUCGAACAUAUUCUCACUCACGUACUCGGCUCAAAAAAGCGUUACAGUUCCAACACCGUGAUUCAGACCAUGGACUUGGCUGAUGCGCCGGAGCAGCGGCUAUCCUUAGACCAAAUAACCAAGCUUCAAUCUCUCUGUCAGUGCAGAAUGUCAAGAAUGCCUGUGCAGUACAUCAUCGGCGAAUGGGAUUUCAGAGAUAUUACGCUGAAACUGGUCCCUCCCGUCUUCAUACCACGACCAGAAACCGAAAUUCUGGUUGACAUUGCACUCAGGAGAAUGGCGGAAGCUAAGAAUAGUCAUUACAUAGUGCUGGAUAUCGGCUGUGGCUCGGGAGCUAUCUCUUUAGCUUUGGUUCACUCGAGCAACCAGAUAGCAACGUCACAGAUUCAGUGCACAUCUGUAGACAAAAGUUUAUACGCUUGCGAAUUGACCAGGCAAAAUGCAGAGAUUUUAGGACUACAGGACAAGUUGAGAAUCGUAAACGCGGCUCUUAGGGAGAAUGGUACAAUAAAAUCACUAAAUGACUCUCAUCCGGGUGUUGAUUUUGACCAGCAACAGUUCGAUAUAAUUAUCAGCAAUCCGCCAUACAUACCGACUGAAAAAUUAAUGGAAUUAGCACCGGAAAUAAAAAUAUAUGAAGAUCUCAGGGCUUUAGAUGGAGGCAAGGAUGGUUUAAGCUUGAUAAAAGCAGUCCUGAGAUAUGCGUCAAUAGCAUUGAUUCCCAGAGGUUUGCUGUUCAUGGAAGUCGAUCCUACGCAUCCGGAAUACAUUGAAUUCUUCACCAAAAAAUAUACAGAUUUAAAACUAAAGUUCGAACACACGUACAAAGAUUACUGCAACAAUGAUAGGUUUGUUGAAUUAUCAAAAUUAGAUUGAUAAAUUAGGAAAAAUCACUUCAAAUUUACUUUUCCGUUACGCUAAAUUUAUUUUUCAUUCACUUCGAGAAUUUACUUAUUUUUUACAUCGUUAUCAAAGUUGUUAUCCAUUCAAUAACUACACAUUUUAUUAUUAUCUUUCAUUCUUUCCAUCUGUCUGUAUUAUCAAUAAAACACGUUCUUUGAA
Molecule: messenger RNA, 1354 nt
Organism: Neodiprion fabricii
Lineage: Eukaryota; Metazoa; Arthropoda; Insecta; Hymenoptera; Diprionidae
Gene: HemK1
Product: MTRF1L release factor glutamine methyltransferase
Exons: 5
Coding region: 80-1168 (362 amino acids)
Biological process (GO): protein methylation
Cellular component (GO): mitochondrion
Molecular function (GO): nucleic acid binding; protein methyltransferase activity
Source: RefSeq, a predicted model, not a curated record